Messenger RNA from Salvelinus sp. IW2-2015, 1677 nucleotides. Lineage: Eukaryota; Metazoa; Chordata; Actinopteri; Salmoniformes; Salmonidae. The record is from RefSeq and is a predicted model, not a curated record.
CUGUGGCAAUAACGCAGAAUCGUAAAAAUCUUUAGCAAUUCUAAGAAUGUGGCAGUUAUGAGAUGUCAAUAAGAGAUUGAUAGUUUCACGUGAUAGACACUGUUACCCUUGUCUUGUGAACCAAAUAUAUCUACAAAUAUUUCUAUAAGUACUAUUAGGAAAAUGGAGAACUCAACACAAUUCACGUCAUUUAUACUAGCUGGAUAUAGUGACAYUGGACACUUAAAGUACUUCUAUUUCAUUAUAAUAACUGUGUUAUACGUCUCCAUAGUUUUUACGAACACAGUGCUUAUUGUGGUUAUAUGUAUGGAGAGAAGCCUUCAUGAACCCAUGUAUCUGUUUCUGUGCAGUUUGUUUGUGAAUGAGUUGUAUGGGAGCACUGCGUUGUUUCCUGCUCUUAUGACUCAUUUGGUUUCAGAUGCCCAUUCAGUUUCCACUGUGUACUGUUACCUACAGAUCUUUUGCAUGUACACAUAUGGAUCUAUGGAAUUCUGCAAUUUAUCAGCCAUGUCCUAUGACAGGUACCUUGCUAUAUGUUAUCCACUACAGUAUAAUGUCGUCAUGACACCCAACAGGGUGGGUUUUUUAAUUUGUGUAAUAUGGUUGUACCCUUUUGCAAAAAGCAUCAUAACACUUUUUUUAACUAUUCGUUUGAAAUUGUGUGGGAACGUUAUAGACAAAGUGUACUGUGACAACUACCUGGUAGUGAAACUUGCUUGUUCAACUUCAGACACAACAGUUAAUAACAUCUAUGGACUCUACAGUCUUGUUUUGUCUGUUGUUGUCCCUUUAAUUACUAUUUUGUUUUCUUAUAUUAAGAUUCUGACUAUUUGUUUGAAAUCUUCCAUUGAGACCAGACAGAAAGCUUUCAGCACCUGUACUCCUCACCUGGCCUCACUGCUCAACUUCUCUUUCGGCUGUUUCUUAAAUCUGCUCCAGAGUAGAUUUGAUAGGCCUAUGAGAAAUGUUCCAACUGUACUUCACACUAUUUUAUCAGUGUACUUUCUGAUGUGCCAGCCACUUUUUAAUCCUCUUGUGUAUGGAGUUAGGAUGGCUAAAAUCAGACAGGCUUGUAAAAACAUACUACCUGUAGGUAUGUACCCUAAAACAUAAGCUAAACAUUAGUGUGACCUUUUCUGUCCUGAUUGUUAGAUUUUUGUGACGUGUGUGUUUUUGUUAUUUAUAGGCUAGUUGCAAUAAUGAAUGGGGUGAGGAUGGUGAAAAUCAGACAUGUAAAACAUUUGCUGAUUUGUGAAAUAUUGCCAUUUACUUGCUGUAAUUCUCUUGCUGGUCUCCAUUGGAUACCUAUCGUUCACAAAAUUGACUUAUCCUCCUCGUCUACAAAGCCCUAAAUGGCAUUGGACCCACUGACCUGUCAAACUUACUUUCCCCCUAUGAACCUCCACUCACUCUACGUUCAAGCCACGCCAAACCUGCUCCUCGCCCCUAGCACCUGGCUCCGCACAAUAGGGGACAUGCCUUUAACUACCAAGCACCCGCCUUUGGAACUCCCUUCCUGACAAUCUCAGGGCUGCUCAGACUGUUGGGGCCUUGAAAGCAGGCCUUAAGACUCAUCUCUAUCGGCUGGCCUUCCUUUCAUCCUACAUUUUGAUGUCAUGAUUCUAUAUAUAUAUAUAUAUAUACACACACACACACACACACACACACACACACAGU